AUGAAGGCCCUCGUCAUCGCCGCUCGCUUGCUCUUCAUCAACCUCGUUGUCAUGUUGCGCGCCUCUUCACGCCCGGCACUGGCGGCCGUGCGAACCACCGCGCCCUUCCUGCGCGCUUCUGCCGCCUCCUGCCGCGGCCUGGCCUCGGCGACGGGCCUUCACGCGUCCCCAAAGGUCGGAUCGCAGCUUCAUGGAUUCACUCUCCGCCGAGUCAAGCAUGUGCCGGAACUCGAACUGACAGCCCUCCACCUGCAACAUGACAAGACGGGCGCCGACUACCUGCAUGUCGCUAGAGACGACUCGAACAAUGUCUUCUCAAUUGGCUUCAAAACAAACCCGCCUGACGACACCGGCGUCCCCCACAUCCUCGAGCAUACCACCCUGUGCGGAAGCGAGAGAUACCCUGUCCGCGACCCUUUCUUCAAGAUGCUGCCGCGCUCGCUCUCGAAUUUCAUGAAUGCGUUCACCUCCUCAGACCACACCACCUACCCUUUCGCCACCACAAACCCGCAGGAUUUCAAGAAUCUGAUGUCGGUCUAUCUGGACGCCACUUUGCACCCUCUGCUCAAGGCAAACGACUUUACGCAAGAAGGAUGGCGUAUCGGCCCAGAAAAUCCUCUGGAGCCGGCCUCCGAGGACAACCAGCUGGCUUUUAAGGGUGUCGUUUACAACGAGAUGAAAGGGCAGAUGUCGGAUGCAAGCUAUCUGUACUACAUCCGUUUCCAAGACCACAUAUUUCCAGAUAUCAACAAUUCAGGAGGGGACCCGCAAAAAAUCACCGACCUGACCCACGAGCAGCUGAAAAAGUUCCACGCGGACCACUACCAUCCCAGCAAUGCCAAGGUCUUCACGUACGGCGACAUUCCUCUCGACGAGCACUUGAGGGACAUCGGAGCGCAGCUAGACAAGUUUGGCAGGAUCCGUGUGGAUACGGACAUCAAGCUACCAAUUAGCCUUGAUGGGCCGAAGACAGCCACCGUGAAAGGUCCCAUUGACCCUCUGGUACCGGCUGAUAUGCAGUACAAGACCUCCACCUCUUGGCUCAUGGGAGACUCGUCCAACAUCUUGGAGACAUUCUCCCUCGGUGUGCUCUCAUCUCUGCUGCUAGACGGUUACGGUUCUCCUCUAUACCGGGGUUUGAUCGAGGCGGGGUUGGGCCCAGACUGGAGCCCGAACACUGGGUAUGAUGGAUCUGGAAAGGUCGGUAUCUUCUCCAUUGGCCUCAACGGUGUCAAGAAGGACGACGUACCUAAGGUCAAGGAGGCCAUCUUCAGGACUCUUGCUGAAGCAAAGGAGAACGGCUUCAGUCAGACAAAGGUCGACGGCAUUCUGCACCAGUUGGAAUUGGCUCUCAAGCACAAGACGGCUCAUUUCGGCAUGGGCCUCAUGCAGCGCCUGAAGCCUGGUUGGUUCAAUGGCGUAGAUCCCUUCGAUGCUCUUGCGUGGAACGAGGUCGUCGACGCCUUCAAAGCGGAGUACGCAAAGGGUGGUUACCUAGAGGGCUUGCUGGAGAAGUACCUUCUAAACGACAAUACCUUCACGUUCACCAUGGAGCCGUCGGAAACCUACGCGCGAGAGAUUGCAGAGGAAGAGUCUGAACGGCUGGCAUCUAAGAUCCUCGAGACCACCAGGAAGUUUGGGACUGAAGAGGAAGCAAAGAAAUUCUUGGAACAGCGCGAGCUAGAGCUUCUCGAGGAACAAGAAAAUGGCAGGAAGCAAGACCUGGGAUGCCUUCCUACGGUCCAUGUCAAGGACAUUCCACGUCAAAGGGAGAAGAAAGACGUUAGGCAAAGCCGAGUCGAAGAUGUCAAAGUCCAGUGGAGGGAAGCGCCCACCAACGGUCUGACCUACUUCCGCGCCGUGAACGUGUUCGAGGACCUUCCGGACGAGCUUCGUGAAAUGAUUCCCCUCUUCAGUGAUGCAAUCAUGAGGCUCGGUACCAAGGACAAGACCAUGGAGCAGCUGGAAGAGCUUAUCAAGCUGAAGACUGGCGGUAUCAGUAUUGGCUACCACUCGACGACUACACCUACUAAUAUCCAGGGAUUUGAGGAGGGUCUGGUCUUCGCUGGAUCUGCACUGGACCGCAAUGUCCCAGCGAUGUAUGACCUGCUUCGGACUCUCAUCACGGAGACAGAUUUUGAUGGCCCGGAGGCUGAGAAACAGAUUCGUCAACUGCUCCAGGCUUCUGCCAGCGGCGCUGUCAAUGCAGUUGCCGAGUCUGGCCACGCUUAUGCAAGGAGGUAUGCAGAGGCUGGUAUCACGCCUGCGGCUCGCUUACGCGAGCAGACGGCUGGCUUGACCCAGGUCAAGCUGACGACCAACCUGGCAUCCAGAUCAGCAUCUGAGUCCUUCGAGGAUGUGAUGAGCAAGCUGAAAACGCUCCAAUCACUUGCCAUUUCUAAUAGCAAAAACCUGCGUGUUGCAUUGACAUGCGGUGCUGAGAGCUCCGCGUCCAACGAGGAAGCACUCACCAAGUUCUUGGCUACCCUCCCUGCAAACAAACCGGAGAUGCCGACCGUCUCCCGUUUGACAACGUUCUCGCGCAACGCAAAAUCUUUCUUCCCUCUGCCCUAUCAGGUCUACUACUCCGGUCUUUCAAUUCCGACUGUCCCGUACGUCUCCAGCGACGGCGCGCCCCUGCAGAUCCUUGCUCAGCUGCUUACCCACAAGCAUUUGCACCAUGAGAUUCGGGAGAAGGGUGGCGCAUACGGAGGUGGUGCUUACGCCAACGGACUUGGUGGCAUCUUUGGAUUCUACAGCUACCGUGACCCGAACCCGCAGAACACGAUCAAGAUUAUCAACGAGUCGGGCGUCUGGGCGCGCGACCGCGCAUGGACGGAUAGGGACAUUGAAGAGGCCAAGCUCAGUGUUUUCCAGAGCCUCGAUGCGCCGGAGAGUGUCAGCCAAGAGGGCAUGCAUAAGUUCCUCAACGGAGUAGACGACGAGAUGCAACAGAAGAGGCGCGAGCAGCUUCUUGACGUGACGGCCGAGGACGUCAAGCGCGCCGCCCAGGAUUUUUUGGUCAAUGGUGUGCCAAAGGGCAACUUGGCCGUCCUCGGUGAGAAGAAGGAGUGGGUCAAGGAGGACUGGACGGUCAAUGACCUGCAUAUGGUGCAGGAUGCGGUUGGGGGAGCGGAUGGCUCAGCUUAA
This is a messenger RNA of Lasiodiplodia theobromae, 3150 nucleotides long. Its product is annotated as Mitochondrial presequence protease. NCBI's taxonomy places the organism in Eukaryota, Fungi, Ascomycota, Dothideomycetes, Botryosphaeriales, Botryosphaeriaceae. Gene Ontology annotation, molecular function: metal ion binding. The record is from RefSeq and is a predicted model, not a curated record. Bases 1 to 3150 code for a protein of 1049 amino acids. Gene Ontology annotation, biological process: protein processing. The transcript is spliced from 2 exons. Gene Ontology annotation, cellular component: mitochondrial matrix.